CACCGGUUGCCGGGUAACAGGACGCGGACCAAUCGGCGGCCGCGGCCAGGGCGGGAGGGGAGAGGGGAAGCGGCGCGGCGGGCUGUCGGCGUCUGUGGUAACGGGCGCGAGACGGGACAGGGGAAGCGACAUGCAAUGCAAGUGCUUGGCCAAGAACUGUCCACGCUUACUAUACCAGCUGCUGCAGGCAAUCCAGCCAAGGAGAUGGACAGCUGCAGACAGCACUUUGGCUUAUCUCAGUGUAGCCCCUGUGAGCACAUAGAUCCAUGAACACCUUGUGUAUGCAGUCAUUACUAUAUGUUGAUGAGUUAGCGUUAGAGAUGUUUCUGGAGGACUGAAAGACCGGUUACAAAACCAAAUCCUUCUAGUGUAGACAUGUUUUCUGGCUGUGAAUAUGAAUUCCCAAGAUCUGUAAUCCUUGCUGAGAAAAAUGACAGCGGGUUCUGUCUCAGUUCCUCAAGUCGUACCUCUUCGAAUCCCUCUUCCAGGGAAGGCUAAACAUGAAAUAGAUGCAAAUACUCUUGUAGAAAUAAAGUCAGAUACACCUGAGGUCACUAUUUAUUACACUUUAGAUGGAAGUAAACCAGAUCUCACUAGGAAACCUGGCUAUGGAGAGCAUAAUACUUUUAAGUAUAAGGGACCUAUCAUGUUACCAGUCGGGAAAAUAAUGGUCAAGGCAUUGGCAGUUACAAAGGACUGCAGGGAAAGUGCCAUUGUAACAAAGGUGUUUCUGGUAGAAUACAAACCACCAAACAUCCUCUUCUCUGGUGAAGAGAAUGACAAGAAUUUCCUAAAGGAUCUCUCCAUACAGGAGAGUGAAAAUGGAGUGUUUACUACAAAACCAAAGAAGAAUGGAGUGAAUGUGGAAAUCAAGCCUGCCUGGAGUGAAGCACCCCAAGACUUUCAAGUUUUAGAGUCAGAGACAGAAAGAAAAACUGCUCACAGGUCCCUGAAAGGACCACAGCUUCUGACCAGUCAUUUGGAAACAACAGGAUACAGAGAGGAAUCCAUCUCAGCACCACCCACAGAGUCAUUACAGUUCGCUAGUUCUUCUGCAGUGACUAGCCGGAAGAGCUUAGCAAGCACACAGACAGCAAGAAUCCAGAAGGAAACAGAUUUCCUCAAAUGUGCACGCUGUUCUGUACCUCGCCCGUCCGACCCCUUGGCUCACUUCUGUCAGGAAUGUGGAUCUCCUAUCCCACCUGUGCCAGUACGUCGCUUCCCAGCCCCUGAAGGAGCACAGAUGGCACCAUGUCUUGAAUGCAGAUGUCUGGUGCCAAUGAAUACACCCACCUGCAUUAUAUGUGAAGCCCCAAUAGCUCCGCAGCUGCAGCCCCAAACCACCAUCUGCCUAAAGGGCAAAGUAAUUUGUUGGGCAUGUGGCACUGGGAAUCCUCUUCACCAUAAGAACUGUGUGACUUGUGAAAGCAAACUGCCUGAAACACAGACGCCCACAUUUAGAGGAGGCACCCCCCAACCUUUCCCCAGCCAGCAAGGGAAGACAAUUGCCUGCUCAAAAUGCAGUCGUGUUAACCACUGUGAUACCAGCUUCUGUGACUGGUGUGGAGCCAAGUUUGGCCCUCGUCUGUGCUACUUUAGUUGCCUGAAGUGUGGUACAACCAACCAACCGUAUGCUCGAUUCUGUGGGUCCUGUGGUGUUUAUAUAGAGCCCCAGGCAAGGGUGGGUACUCACAACGGCAUGCUUAUGGGUGCUGGGGACUCGUUGGUCUCUUCUGAGGCUAAAGGAUUCCAAGCUGAAGCUGCCUGGCAGCCUCUUCCUAUUUCCUUGUCCAAAUCAAGAGUAGAUCUAAAUCAAAGAAAAGAUAAAGGAACCCAAACCAUUGGACUUUUUUACCCAUCUAGCAAACUAUUGGAGAAGAAGGAGCUUGAGAUGGUUUCACAAAAAGAAAAGCUGGAAAAGAUGAGUGAUCAUAAGCCUCUCCUAACAGCCAUCAGUCCUGGAAGGGGUUACUGGAGAAAACAACUGGAUCAUGUCUGCGCUCACCUUAGAAGCUAUGCACAGAACAACCUUGAAUUCAGAGCACUGAUUGGAGAACCUCGAAUGGGAAAGAUUACUUCUGCUACAGUUCAUGAGGAUGACUGUGAAGUCACUAUUACAUUAAAUUACGCUCUUGCUAUUAACCAGGAUACUCCUGCCAGUAAACCAGUGAAGUUCAGCAAUCAUUACCUGAGCACUGUAACAGAAGGCAGAGAUGGACAGGAUGGCAGUCGGGCUAGUUUGGCAGGCAAAGAGUAUCAUAAUCUUUCACAUUCAAGAGGCAAAAUAAAGCAAACAAAAUCAAGAAAACUUACAGAAAAAGAAGAUAAGCUCCCUCCAGAGUCCAGACAGCUACUGGGAGAAAUGGGUCCAAAUGCGGAAGGAAGAAUUGCUGUGGUAGAACAAUUGCUCAAUGAAGCACAACACUACUCUCCAUGAGGCAGUUUUGCUUGGAUUAGAGGGUGAGGAGCACAUUGAAGUCCUAUUACAGUAUGUACUGCAGCUGGGACAUCUAGCUCAGCUGAAAGCCACCUGCAGUCCACCUGCACAGAUCUAAUCAGGAAUACUGAAGGAGCAUAGCCUGCAAGCAGCUGAACACUCAUCUCAGCGUUCUGUCCUUGCAGAAAGAGACUUCCAGAAAUUCUGAAGUGACUCCACAUCAGCAUUUACCUAGAAGCCACUUUACUAAUUCCAUUAACUUAGAAUGAACUUAAGCAGCUAAAAAGAAUCUGUUCGUUAUUUACAGCUGCAAUGCAAGCAUAAAAAAAAGAAUGCAAAAGGACAAUCAGCAUAUGAUUUGGCUGUUACAGCUGGAAAUAAUGAAGUUAUUUCACUGUUUGCAAAUAAGCUUGGACAGGAAACAUUGGACAAAAACAAAACCCAGUAACAUUAUUCUUGCCAGUGUUUGAUUGCAACUGCUUCUUCCCCAGGAUCAAGCUGGAGGCUCUUUUGAGUUUGGGAGAAUUUAAACUCAUCUGUCCAGUUGUCUUCAGACUUCACUGGAUUGUACAAUCAACCCUGGCCCCAUGACAGACAACUACUUUGUGAAAGAUUCUCCCAUCCUUUCCCAGCUCAAUUCUUCACCAUCUGUGCUCCAUUCAGCAAGAUUUCUUUUCCUUUCCGAAGGAGUUUUUCCAUACUUGUGCAAGGAGAAGGACCAACAAACUCCUCCAAGGCACAAAGACAUUUUAGGAGAACCUGAUGAACAUUACUUAGGACAGUUUGACAUCUGAGCCAAUAGCAUUGUAAGCUGCACUCCGAUUAGCUUAUUUUCCAUUUUCAAGUUAAAACAGCAUUCAAUGCAGCUUGUUGUGUUAAAGGUCAGAUUCUUUACCUUCAGAAAACUGAGUAAAAAUUGAGUCACUG
Molecule: messenger RNA, 3364 nt
Organism: Dromaius novaehollandiae (emu)
Lineage: Eukaryota; Metazoa; Chordata; Aves; Casuariiformes; Dromaiidae
Gene: DZANK1
Product: double zinc ribbon and ankyrin repeat domains 1
Exons: 20
Coding region: 431-2437 (668 amino acids)
Biological process (GO): eye photoreceptor cell development
Source: RefSeq, a predicted model, not a curated record